AUAAGAAGAUGCCGAAGAAGAUGCAUAAUAUGUAUUGGGGAAGUAAAUGUGAUAAUUACAUAUAUAUAAUUCCACAAACAUUUGUUAUUACUAAAUAUUCAUCAGUUAUUUUUACAACAAAUUUAUAGAAACUUUACGAGUAAUUUUUAAACUAUUUGAAAUUAAAAAUUAUAUUUUUGUGUUUCAAACUAUAUGACAUUGUAUGCAUAAUAAAUAUUUUCAUACAAUAUUUAUAUCCGUGAAUUUUCACAGACACCUAAUUAAAAUUAAAUAUCAAGAAGUAAUUAAAAAUGUGGUUCGCCAUAAACGUUUUACAGUUUAAUUAUGCCAAUUAUGAAUAAAUAGUAUAUAUAAUUACUAAAUAAAAAAGAAAUCAAAACAUUUGGAAAACUAUGGUUAGUAUCAAAAUCGUAAUUGACAUGCCCCAAAAUGUAUUGGUAGUAAAGAUUUGUUUCGAAUUCAUUUUAAAUAUAUAAAGUAACAAAUUAUGACAGAAUACAAAAGAAUGACAGCAAAUAUUUUAGUGUCUCUAGUGUGGAAUUCUAGUAAAUAUGCUGGGUAAUUGGUGAGUGUAUAUAAAAAGGCGGCCCCCUGCUAAAUAUGUUUCUAAAAAAACGCAAAUAGCUUUCUUUUUUUCCUUUUCUAGUAAAGUGCCAAUUACACCAUAAAUAAAGACUAAAGAUGUAAACUUUUUAUUCAAAGCUAAUAGAUUUAAUAUCUUAGUUGGAACUUGAUUAUAAAUUUUCAUUCAAAAAAUUCAGUUGAUUACUUGAAAGAUUUCUAGUUGAUUUACACCAAAAAAAGAUUUCUAGUUGAUCGUAGUUUCUUACUAUAAUUGGUUUUGACUCGAUGGCUGAUUUCAGUUUCUCCCUCUUUUGAAUGUCUGAAAAUGACAUAACCGAUUACGUCAUUAUGCUUAUAUCAUAUCUUACGUCAUUAAUAACGCGGCUUCCCAAUGUGAUAACGCAUUCAGUUUAGUAUUAAUGGAGAAAACAUAUAGUAAAAGAUAACGCAUUCGGUUUGUGCCUGUACGUUAAAUCCUCCGGAGAGAGAGAGAGAGAGAGAGAGAGAGAGAGAGAGAGAGAGAGAGAGAGAGAGAGAGAGAGAGAGAGAAAAGUUUUGAAUCUUUAAUAAGAUGUCAGAAUUAACAUUGGCCAGGUUAUCUGAUUUAGAAUCACAAGAAGGUGAAGGUUCUCCUUCAUUAAUGUCACAAACCCUCUCCAGGGAUCCACAUGCAACCUCCGGCGGUAACGAUGACAGUGAUGGUGGACGGAUUCCGGUAGAAGAGUGGCUGCCGAUCACGGAAUCAAGAAAAGGGAAUGUUUACACUGCGACGUUUCAUCUUCUCUGUUCGGGACUUGGUUUCCAAGUGCUUGUUCUCCCUGCUGCUUUCGCAGUUCUCGGAUGGUUAUGGGGAAUGAUAGUUUUAACGGUUGGAUUUGCAUGGAAGCUUUACACGAUAUGGCUUCUUGUUAAUCUCCACGAAGCCGUAGACGGAAUACGUUUCAGUAGAUACUUGAGACUCGCAAUUGCUUCAUUCGGUAAUAUAUAAAAAAAAUCUAUCAAAUUCUUUCGAAUUUUGUCAUGAAAUAAUAUAAUAUAUAGGUGUGAAGCUUGGGAA
Molecule: messenger RNA, 1621 nt
Organism: Brassica napus (rape)
Lineage: Eukaryota; Viridiplantae; Streptophyta; Magnoliopsida; Brassicales; Brassicaceae
Product: lysine histidine transporter-like 7
Exons: 2
Coding region: 1136-1552 (138 amino acids)
Cellular component (GO): plasma membrane
Source: RefSeq, a predicted model, not a curated record